Molecule: messenger RNA, 822 nt
Organism: Merops nubicus (carmine bee-eater)
Lineage: Eukaryota; Metazoa; Chordata; Aves; Coraciiformes; Meropidae
Gene: XBP1
Product: X-box binding protein 1
Exons: 2
Cellular component (GO): nucleus
Molecular function (GO): DNA-binding transcription factor activity, RNA polymerase II-specific; RNA polymerase II transcription regulatory region sequence-specific DNA binding
Source: RefSeq, a predicted model, not a curated record
AACCAGAAGCUGUUGCUGGAAAACCAGCUCUUGCGGGAGAAGACGUGUCACCUCGCCCUGGAGAACCAGGAGCUUCGCUGCCGCUUGGGCUUAGAGUCCCUGAAGACGGAAGAGGAGAGCGAGUCCAAGUCUGAUCUCCUACUGGGAUUUCUGGACAGUCUGGACCCAGACAUGUUUCUCAAGUGUGCUGAUUCGGAGUCAACAUGCCUGGAAAAGCUGGAGGAAGAGAUCUGUGGAGAAAGAAAUUCCAUACCACCCUCCCCCUCUCCAUCUUUGGGGUCCCCAUCAGCUAAGCUGGAGGCCAUUAAUGAACUGAUAAGGUUUGAUCAUGUGUACACAAAGCCCCUUAUACUGGAGAUUCCUGUUAAAAUGGGCAAUGAAACCAAUAUGCUAGUGAAAAUUGAGGAAGUAUCUCUCUCUCCAUCUGAAGACAAAGCUAUCCCUGAGGUCCCAGUAUCUGUGAAAGAGGAACCUGUAGACAGCUUCUUGCCUGAACUGGGCAUCUCUCAUCUGCUUUGCUCUCAUCAUAGCCCUGCAGCAUCAAGGUAUCUGUUGGAUGCCUGUAGUGACUCUGGAUAUGAAGGAUCCCUGUCGCCCUUCAGUGACAUGUCCUCUCCGCUUGAUGCUGACUCUGCUUGGGAGGAUAGCUUUGCAAAUGAACUUUUUCCCCAGCUGAUCAGUGUCUUAACUCAGUAGUGUUAAUUGUCCUCGGAUAACUAUCCUGGCAGGAUGACAGAAUAUGCCCCUCUGGGGUGGGGAAGUCAAGUGUAUUCUUUUCUAAAAGGUGUUGCUCCUUUCUACCCACACCAGUAGAUGGAGUGA